AUGCCCAAUGAAAUGCUGACUGAAAACUUCUCAGAAACACAAAAACCUAAAUGUACAGAUGAAAUCAUUCUAGAAAAUGCUAAUUAGGAGAAGAAAGCAUUAAUGAAGCAGAGAGAAAAGUAGUAGAAAUUAUAUAAAAAGAUUUUGAAAACUUAAUCAGGAAAGACUCAAGAUUCAUAAUCUCAUGCAGGUGAAUCAGGGCAAAAGAAGAAGAGCAGCUAUGUGACUGCUUUACUUGAGAAAAGCAAGCAAAUCUUAGCCUAGAGUGAUAAUAAGGAGGAGUUACUACAGUCUGCCAGAAAAAUCUUGCAAUCAAGAGACAAGCCAAAGAAAAAAAAGAGAACUUUGACUGUAUCUAAUCCAUUUGAAUUGAGAACCUAGAAAAGAGUGAGACUAGAUAUUGAUGAAUCAGCUAAUGUUGAGCCUUAGCAAGAAUAUGAACCUUUGUGGGCUUAAAUCAAGAAAAGUUUUAGAUUGAGAGAUUCUGAAGCAAAGCCAGACCAGAAAACAUCUAAGACUUUACUGACUAAACCCAGAUCUCCAACACUUCAAACACUCGAAAGGAUGAAACUCAAAGGAGACUUCUAAAUUGCUAGUGCUGAUAAGAUCUAUGAAAGAAGUUAAAGAAGCGACUUCAAGGCAAAGCCCUUCAACAAAAAGGCAUUUGAGAAUCCAUUUAUCCCUAAGAUUGAGAAAAAGGAAUAGAUUACUUUCUCUGAAUUCAACCUUUCUAAAUCAAACACAAAGCUUGGCAAUAAAACUCUUAUUGAGUAUUAAAACAAUAAAGAAAAUACCAGUUAGAAUAUUUUCAGAGCUAAAAGUCUUGACAAGAAGUUGUUUGAGAAGAAUGACGACAAAUCACCUAAGACUGAUAUGAAGCCAAGAAGACUGACUGAGUUUAGUCCAUUCAAUUUUAAGACUGAUGAGAGAAUCAGUUUUAGAAAGCAGCAUGAAAAUGAGGAAUCACUUAACUCAAAGGACAACAACAGCACCAAUUUUAAAGCAAGAGAAAUGCCAAAGUACAAAUUUUUCGAGGUGAAGCAUGAUAUCAAGAAGCAGAUAACAUUUUAGGAGUUUUAAUUAGCUACCUAGAAGAGGUUAUCUUCUAAGAAGAGAAGUAAUAGCAAUGAGGAAAAGGAUCAACAGUAACAGUUCCAUGCUCUUCCUAUGCCUGAUUUUUCAAACCUCAAGCCAAAGACUUGCUUGAAAAAAUAGACCUAGCAAUCCCAGUUAGAAAUUAAACCCUUCGAUUUUCAAACUGAUGCCAGAGGCAGGGAAAAGUAACUUAAAUUCUAACAGUUUGUUGAGCAUGAGAAGAAGUAAGCUGUUGACUAAGCUCACUUCAAGGCCAGAGAAUUUAAGAUAAGAUUUUCAGAUGCUGUGUCAGAUAACAGUCGCAAGAGCAAGCAAAAUCCAACUCCAAGAAUAAUCCAAUAGGAAUUCAAACUGCAAUCUCAAUUGAGAAGUAGAUCAAGAGAUGAGUUCAAUAGAAAGAUCAGAGAAAAGGAGGCUGAGCAGCUUGCAUAAGAGGCAGCAAUCAAAGACCAGAAGCAGAAGGAGAUUGAAGAUUAAAUCAGAAAAGUGAGGGAAAUGGCAGUUUUCAAAGCUACUCCAAUUAGGAAGUACAAGCCUAUUGAUGGUUCAAAAGUUACUGAAAAAGCUUUGACUAUCCCUUAGAUGCCAAAGCUGAGUACUCACGAGAGAGCAAUGCUAAAGGAUGAUGUUGUAAUGAAAGACUGA
Messenger RNA from Stylonychia lemnae, 1740 nucleotides. Lineage: Eukaryota; Ciliophora; Spirotrichea; Sporadotrichida; Oxytrichidae. The record is from the annotation of a GenBank genome assembly.